AUGGGGAGGGGCCUCGAGAAGAGCGGCUCUGGGCUUGACAAGAGCGGCUCGGAUCUGGCCAGGCAGAACUCUUCAGUGUCUGGCAUCUCCAAUGUGCCCGCAGAGGAGCCCGAGGAGGAGUGGGAGACCAUGAGCCAACUUCAGCAAAAGAUCACGGAUCAGAGACUUGCCUUCCAAGAGCAGCAGAAGCAGGAGCGUGCGGCAGCGCGGGCGGCCAGGAAGGCUGCAGCCAAAAAGGCGCUGCGGAAGAAGCUGCGCGACCCCCCCCCCGGCCAAGCCUUUCGACGGCCCUGCGCCAUGCCGCAAGAGCUCGGGGAGUUCCAGCGGCUCCCGGUGCAGUGCUCCCAACCCUCGGGGAGUUCGUCGCGUGUGGCGCUCACGGCGUGUCUUUGGACCCAUGGAAGCGGCGGUCCAGGUACUUGGAGCCGAAGCAUGCCGCCAUGA
Molecule: messenger RNA, 444 nt
Organism: Effrenium voratum
Lineage: Eukaryota; Dinophyceae; Suessiales; Symbiodiniaceae
Source: the annotation of a GenBank genome assembly